AUGACUGCAGAAGUACAAAAUCCAAAAUCGGUUGAUGAAAAUGGAAAUUUAAAUGGCACUACAAAAUUCGAUAGUUUUUUGAUUAGCACUAAAUAUAUAGGAACCGAUUACUCGUACAAACACCAAAUCGUAUGGAAAAACGCUAUUGGAUUUCUUAUUUUACAUUUACUUGCGUUAUGGGGAGUCAUACUGAUAGUAACUGGAAAUAUUGCACUGAAAACAUUUCUUUGGACUGUGCUAUUUAUGUAUGCUGCAACUAUAGGCAUCACAAUCGGCGCCCACCGAUUCUUCACUCAUAAAACCUUCAAAGGAACACCACUUCUCAAAGUUUUUCUGCUUUGUCUACAGACCGUAGCAGGACAGAAUUCGACGUUCAUUUGGGCUCGCGAUCAUCGUCUCCACCACCGCUACUCCGAUACCGAUGCCGACCCGCAUAAUUCUAAGAGAGGCUUCUUCUUUUGCCACAUCGGAUGGCUCAUGAUGAAAAAACAUCCAUAUGUGAUUGAAUUAGGAAGAAGAAUUGACAUGAGUGACCUUCAAGCGGAUAAAAUGAUAAUGUUCCAAAAGAAGUACUAUUACUAUUUAUACUUCGUGGUAGCAUUUCUGAUACCGGUAUUCGUACCUAUCUACUUCUUCAAUGAGCACUGGCUGUCAUCAUUCCUCGUAUGUUACUGUGCUCGAUACAUUUUACAAUUGAAUGGAACUUGGCUGGUCAAUAGUGCGGCGCAUCUGUACGGCACUAGGCCAUACGACAGGAAACUCCAGCCAGUCGAAUCCUGGUUUGUGUCGUGUAUUAGCUUAGGCGAGGGCUGGCACAAUUACCACCACGCCUUCCCGUGGGACUACAAGGCAGCCGAAGAAUCUAUGCAUUUUAACUCCAAUGCUACUAUAAUAAGAUUUUUCGAACGCAUUGGCUUGGCUUAUGACUUGAAGAUAGCUUCUCCAGAUAUGGUGAGAAACAGAAUUGUGCGAUCGGGUGACGGAACCCACCAUGUGCUGGGCAACGAUGAAGCCAAGUCUGCGGUCAGCGCUAUCGGUCCUCUUCAUCCUCUGAACCCAACAUACAACAGCACACUGAAAUCCCCUGACGCAAUCCUCAAACCUGAAGGCCUCCCGCUAUUCCACGAAAAGGAUGUUCUCAUUAACAAUCUGACUAGAAGAAAUGUUGCUGGAUAA
Messenger RNA from Bombyx mandarina (wild silkworm), 1176 nucleotides. RefSeq names its product acyl-CoA desaturase-like. Lineage: Eukaryota; Metazoa; Arthropoda; Insecta; Lepidoptera; Bombycidae. The record is from RefSeq and is a predicted model, not a curated record.